This is a messenger RNA of Myxocyprinus asiaticus (Chinese sucker), 5662 nucleotides long. Its product is annotated as pro-interleukin-16-like. Gene Ontology annotation, molecular function: cytokine activity; CD4 receptor binding. Gene Ontology annotation, biological process: induction of positive chemotaxis; leukocyte chemotaxis. The transcript has 22 exons. The record is from RefSeq and is a predicted model, not a curated record. The annotation marks the transcript as partial. NCBI's taxonomy places the organism in Eukaryota, Metazoa, Chordata, Actinopteri, Cypriniformes, Catostomidae.
UCUGCAGAGCAGCCCCCUCCAUUAGCAGUGAUGCAUCCUGAGAGAGAACCACCCUCUGUGGCCAUCAUGCCUUUGAGAAACACCCACCACCAGCAAAUGCAUCACAGGAGGAGAACCAAGAGGAUGGAGAGGGGGAAACCUGGACUGCGCUCCAAGAAACUGGCCAUUCUGUCCCAGUCACUCAUCAUAUGCAGCUCCAGCACCAAUAAGGAUGGGUCCAGCCCAGAGGAGAGGUACUGUGAGCCCUGGGAUGGUGGUCUUGACGAGGGAUACUACAGAGAGCCAUUGGAAGAGGCUCUUGGAAAUUCUGAAAGGUAUAUCACAAGGAGCAUCAGUGUACAGGCCCCUAUGCAAGCAUCUCAGAGUGGCCAAGAGGGCCCCAAAAGAUCAAUAAGGAGGUCCUUCUCCAUUAAGGAAAGCAGUUUGUGGAGAAUGUGUGUUGCCACACGGGAAGAGGCUCUACAAGUGGAUGAUAAACCCCAAUCUGGUGACAAUGGUGGUACUGUUGCUCAAGAUUUACACAGGGACACUAAUGUCUACUUUGGAGAAAGGCUUUCCCCAUUUAACGGACAGGUUAUAAAGGAUCACACAAAACUGGAGCCUGAUGCAGAGAGAAAAUGCACCCUGAAGACUAUCCAUAGAACUGCUAGUACUGAAGAGUUCCCUCCUUGUGAAAGCACAGCACUCUUCACAAAUGUCAAUAUAUCAGACGAGUUUGGCUAUGGUUAUGGAGAAAAGGAGACAAUGGGAAACAACAAUAACUUGAAGCUGCCAGUUAUUCGAGUGUCAGAAGAUGACAGCAAGAACUGUAAAAAUGAGAGCGAGGAUCCGCACUGUCAAGAAACGUCCUGCAAGAGAUCACGUUCAAGCUCCACCAGCGUUCACCCGUACUGGAUCAGAGACUUGGAUACCAUCAUUAUGAAGACGCCAGAGCUGUUCCCGUGUCACGCCAACACCACCGCAGGCUUUUACGGCAACAGGAAGUCUCUCUCCCAGCAGCUGGAGCUCCCUCACAGCAUUCCACAGGCUGUGGUUAGACCAUCUCGCUCUCUAAGUUCUGCACAUUUGUUCCACUCCUGCAGUAGUGUUCAGGCCUUCAUCAUUUCCAACAUUGUCCUCAUGAAGGGCCAUUGCAAGGGCCUGGGAUUCAGUAUAGUAGGAGGUAGAGACAGCAUGUAUGGCCCAAUGGGGAUUUAUGUCAAGACCAUCUUUCCUGGAGGUGCAGCGGCCACUGAUGGGCGACUACAGGAAGGAGAUGAGAUACUGGAAUUGAACGGUGAAUCUUUACAUGGCUUGACACAUGAAGAUGCCUUACACAAGUUCAAACAAGUGAAGAAGGGUUUGUUAACACUGGUGGUGAGGACCAGUUUACGGAUAGGCGCCUUGCCAGGCAGCCAAGGGCAGGUGUCUCAAUUAUGCCGAUCCAGAUCGCUGAGCACCAGUACUAAUAUAAGCCAAGCCAGUGCUGACCUGGGAGACUAUAACUGCCUCAACAACCAUACAAAGCCUCAGGACAGAGUCAUGAUGGAGAUUACUUUGCAGAAGGAGUUUGGUGUAGGUCUAGGUAUUGGCUUGUGCUGCGUACCUUCUGCUUGGGGCUUCCCGGGAAUCUACAUUCACACCCUGUCACCAGGAUCAGUUGCCCACAUGGAUGGACGUUUAAGAUGUGGGGAUGAGAUCAUGGAGAUUAAUGACACGGUGGUUUGCAACAUUACACUGAACGAUGUGUACACAGUUAUGAGUCAGUGCAGCCCAGGCCCGGUUCAGAUCAUCAUCAGUCGACACCCUGACCCAAAAGUUUCUGAGAAGCAGUUAAGUGAGGCUAUUGCUCAGGCAGUGGAGCACAGCAAACUGAGAAAAGACAGGAGUCAAUGGAGUAUGGAUGGAUGUAAAAGCAGUCUAAGGAGAUCAGACGCCUGUUCCCACAGCAGACAAAAGUGUAUCCUCUGUCUAGAGCGGCGCACAAGCCAGUUGACUUGUAGACGAGCACAAAAACCCAUGAUCAGAUCCUGUAGUGAGGGUGCUUAUAGCCAACGAGGUAUACCAGCAAGUGCCACCACUCAAUCCCUCCUACAACCUGACCACGUGCCCAGAGUACAGAGCAUGGACAGUCCUUUUUUUACAUUCAACAGUGAAGCUUCACUUAAUAGCAGAUUGUCUCCAGCCUCGUACACUGACAACUAUAACAUUCCCUAUAAAUGUUCAGUCAAGUGCACUGGACAACAACUAUUAGAUGUGGCUACAGGUCUGGUGAGGAGUUCUAGGCAAGGACCAACAACCCAGCCACAGAGGUACUGCAGACAACAUGAAGUCACCGGUCAGGAAACACUGACUGAUUCAAGCAGCUCGAGUCGAGGUUCACCAGUGAAAGAGGAAGAUCUGUUGCCUUCUCAAAGCAACUGCCAGUUUUUCUACAGUCUAUAUAGGGCUUUGAGAAAGAUCUCAAGGCUUCUGUUUAAGAAUGAAGAGGGUGAAUGCUUAGAAGUAGGAACUAAAUUGUCUGUCUGUAUCUCUGAGCCUAAGCCUGCAAGUGACACAACACACAGAGGGGGCAGAGAGCAAAGAGGUCCAGAAUCCCCUUCCCACGAGUGCAGUCCGAGUAAGUGGGUUGGUCUGAGAUGUCAGGCGCGUGUGGAGGUCAGCACUGAUCAGCAAUUUGACCCCUGGGUAAAGCUCACUGACAGCCCAGAGAACCAGUCCUACUGUUCCAAAACCAUGAGUGACCAUAAUGAGGAUAAUGAUGUUAAUGGCACAGCCUCUGAAGCAAUGAACAUCAUCUCAGACUCUAAAUCUGAGCAACCUCCCAAUGUUAAAAAAGGGCCCCCAGUGGCUCCAAAGCCUGCAUGGGUAUACCAAAGCCUGAAGAGCAUCAAGUAUGGGAAACCAAUAACAGAGGCUUUGAAAUAUCCAGACAACAGGAGCCAGGAUACUAGCAGAACCUUUGGGAUUAGUCUGAGGGCUGCUUCACCGGGAGCCAAUUUAUCAUUUAGGCAGAAGAUCAGCUCGUUUGAGACAUUCUCAAAUGCAGAGGGAGCAGAAAGACCAAGCAGGCAUCUGACCCCAACUUCAUCUCUUCCUCUUAUGGAGAAGACGGCUAAAAUGCAGUCUGCUGACUACAGCAAUGCAGGGAGAACCAAGGUUAUCACAAGCACUUUACAAAAUAAUGAUAACUGCCAGUCUCCUUCAACAAUUUCAGCUACCAUCCAGCCUCCAGAGGAAGAAAAGCAAUCAGCUUCCCUCAGCUCAAAUAUAAUUUCAAAACCCCAUCCUCCAGAGGAAGAAAAGCAAUCAGCUUCCCUCAGCUCAAAUAUAAUUUCAAAACCCCAUCCUCCAGAGGAAGAAAAACAAUCAACUUCUCUUGGUUCAAAUAUCAUUUCAGAGCCCUGCAAGCCAAUUCCUGUUGAGAAACCCAUUCAUGGCUCUACAGCUGUCCCAAAAGAUCUUACACCUGCUGCUGGGUCUGAGCAGGAAUCCAUAUCUUCUCAAGAGAAGUCUCCCUCAACAAGCCAUGUCCCACGGAGGUCAAGCAGCUCAAAAGAGGGUCCUUCAGAAAAGCCAAGUUCAUCUGAAGGUGCUGGGACUCAUGCAGUGAGCUUGAGAACCCGGAGUCUACCCCUUAGUCCCUCUUCAGAUGCCCCCAUUCAAUGUUGCUUGGAAGGGGAGAGCCUGGGCAUCAUCCUGUCUUUCAGCAACCAGGUGUCCAAUGCUCUAAUGCGGUCCAUGCAAUCCCUGCCUCAGUCCCCUUGCGUGAGGUUUGGAAACCCCUGGAGUGCCCCAUCAGGAUCACCUCUUCAUAAUCCUGUAGAGGAAGACUCCUCUGCCGAAAAGCCCCCAGCUUCUCCAGGGCUAGAGAACAAUGAGAGGGGUUUUUCUGUAAGCCUGGCUGAACUGAGAGAGCGGACUAUUGAGAGAGGAGAGGAGUGUGAGAAGCAAGAACAUAAACCCGAACGACCUCUCACUUCAGCCUCAGCAGUCUGUGUCCAAUCUGUGUUCUCAGCCCUUCCACCACAGGAGAUCCAGCAGAUGAUUCAGGAAGUCAAGGAUCUGGAUGAAGACACACUAAAGCAACUGGAAGACGUCCACGUUGUGAUUCUACAUAAAGAUGAAGGAGCUGGCUUGGGUUUCAGCAUUGCUGGAGGUAUUGAUCUGGAGAACAAAGCAACUACAGUUCACAGGGUUUUUCCCAAUGGCCUGGCAGCUCAGGAGGGCACAAUAGAGAGAGGAGAUGAGGUGUUGUCCAUUAAUGGGCAAACACUAAAAAACGUCACGCACUGUGAUGCCACAGUGAUACUCAGGCAAGCUCGCACCAUGAAGCAGGCGGUGGUAGUGGUGAGCAAGAAUAAAGACUCAGAAGGGAAAGGAAGUGCUAAUGCUAAUGAAUCUAGCUGCAGCAGUGGAACAGAGAACAGCUUCACAGGGAAUCAUGGAGGUGAAGUUGUAACUGUCGAGCUGGAGAAGAAUGCAGGUGGAGUCGGUUUCAGUCUUGAGGGAGGAAAAGGCUCCAUUAAUGGAGACAGACCAUUGACCAUCAACAGAAUAUUUAUAGGGAGUGAUGCUGAGCAAAAGGGUCUUAAGUCUGGUGAUGAGGUACUGCAGAUUCAGGACUCAUCUCUGCAGGGUCUCACACGUUUUGAGGCCUGGACGCUGAUCAAAGGUCUCAACGACGGACCUUUUACUGUCGUCAUUAAGCGAAAAAGCGAUGUGAGCAGUGCUAAUUUCUACUCAAAAGCACUAUUAAACCCCCACGUCACACCAGAUGUAGUGUGAGAUUCUAGUCAACUUUAAAUUAUGCAAAACUUUUCAUUUCAAGCCUUAAAAAGAAAACAUCAUCACUUGCUAAAAAUGUCUGUACACAGUGCGUGCACAUUGGUCAAAAAGUGUGGGAACCCUUCACCAAAGAAAGUGAAGUUCAUGUUAAUAUCUAUUGUAAGUAAUGUUAAUGCAUAUCAUAUCAUAAAGUGUUGUUUUGUAAUGAUCUAGAAAUCACAGUUUUAAUAUUUCCAGAUAUUUCCAGGUUUUUCUUGACCGUGAGAACCCUGUUGGAGUCAUUUAGUUGUCUUGGACUCUAUUUGCUUCAUUUUGCCAUUUACACAUUUUGACAGUUGUAUAACUCUUUAAUAUAAUGUAUGAUGUGCGUGAGUUACUACAUGAUUAGGAAAACUUGCAGCAUUUUAUGAUAUUGAACUGUUUUACUGUCACGAUCAGGGAUUGCUAAAAAAAAAAAAAAAAAAAAAAAAAACAACAUGAUUCUUGUAAAGUCUGCCUGUUGUUAUGCUAACAUUUGCACAACCCUGUAAAUACAUUCAUUUCAGAUCUAUUUGUAAACAAUUUAACCACAGCAGACUGUAAAUCAAUAUAUUUUCUGUUUAUGUAAAAUUCUUCCCCUAGCAGUGCAGGACUCUACUUUAAUAUUAAAAGCAUAGCUAGUUGUGGAAAUAUCUAUUACUGUAACUUCUAACAGAAUCCACCUUUGACAGGUUAACAAAACAAAAAAGAAAAAAAAAGUAGUGUGCCAAACACUGCUAGUAUUCUGGUCUUGAUAGUAAUUUUCUGCUUCUCUUUAAUAGAAAAGUAUUAAUAUAUUGAAAUUGUGUUUGGACAAUGACAUUAAGUUUUUUGUAAUUCCCAAAUAAAGUAACUAGUAAUAAAACUGUAAACCUUG